Messenger RNA from Coregonus clupeaformis (lake whitefish), 1560 nucleotides. RefSeq names its product yippee-like 1 (gene ypel1). The coding region runs from base 945 to 1304 and encodes 119 amino acids. The record is from RefSeq and is a predicted model, not a curated record. Lineage: Eukaryota; Metazoa; Chordata; Actinopteri; Salmoniformes; Salmonidae. The transcript is spliced from 5 exons.
AUGUAAUGAUUAAUUUAGGAAAGCAGCUAUCAUCACAAAAAAAAACACUUUAAUAUACUUUAAUAUACUGAAGAAUCGUGCGUGGAGUCAUUUCGUCCCUAGAGCUAAACCUCGCCGAGGACAAAACAACAAGACACGGAUUUUAAUUCCAUUCAAUCUUUUGGACAAGCUGCAGUAGGGACGGGAUAGCCUCCUGUCCAGCGGUGACCUAGCUACGUGGGAAUUAACAUCAUCCAGAAAACCAAGCCCGCUAAUUAAGCUGCACCGUUUUUCAUUUGGGACUUUUAAGUGUUGUUCGGACGGUGUAGGCUACCUACUGGAUUGCAGGAACCAGCCUAGAUAAGGCUACUCGACAUCUCUCCUUUAACUGCCUCCGCCUGCUGUGUUGUUUGUGCAUUGAAUGAAUCACUUGAGGCUCAGUCGGAAUCUGCAAUGAUUUGCGCGGACUGGAGAAAGACCCGAGUCGACCGUAUCGAAGCCUAAUAGGAUGUACAGAUAGGAAGGAGUUUGUUUGUGUGGAACCUGGACCCGCAUGCUGCUGCUGUUCAGCCGUAGUCGUUUAGCCAGAUCCAGAUCAGGCUUACAUUAUAUCCUUUAUUAUUGAGUUACCUGCACAGUCGGGUAUUAUGUUAGUUACCUGCACCUCUGGACCGAAUGGAAAUAUGAAUCAAACACAGUGAGGUGACGUCUCGGUCUUGGGGCCGUGGCAGCCCGUGCACGGACCAAGAUCUGUGUUGUGAAUGUGACAUCCAGCUUCAGCGGGGUGUAGUUUUCUCGUGGUUGCUGUGUGGAGCCUGCCGCCACACACCCAGUCCUCAACAACGACGGCUUUUGCUUGCAUCUUCCAGUGCUUCUUCUGUCAGCAAGUUCAGCAGAGCUGCUCCUCGUCCACCUCUAGCCCGGACGCCGCAGCCAAUCACAGCCCAGAGCCCCGCCCAUGUGACAUGGUGAAGAUGACCAAGUCGAAGACGUUCCAGGCCUACCUGCCCUCCUGCCAUCGCACCUACAGCUGCAUACACUGUCGGGCGCACCUGGCCAACCACGAUGAACUCAUCUCUAAGUCAUUCCAAGGCAGCCAGGGGAGAGCCUACCUCUUUAACUCUGUUGUGAACGUGGGCUGUGGGCCAGCUGAGGAGCGGGUUCUCCUAACAGGUUUACAUGCCGUCGCUGACAUCUACUGUGAAAACUGUAAAACCACUCUGGGCUGGAAAUACGAGCAUGCGUUUGAGAGCAGCCAGAAGUACAAGGAGGGGAAGUUCAUCAUCGAGCUGGCUCACAUGAUCAAGGACAACGGCUGGGAGUGACAUCCGGCCCUUUAAUGACCUCUGACCUAUCAGAGCUCUGGAUCUAUCAGACUUCACAGAGCGACAACCAAUCACCGUCAACCACCCACCGUGCCGCCCCCUCCUAACACACACACACACAGUCCCUGCUGGUUGUGAAACUGAACAUGAUGCUGUUGAACUGGAGAGAGGAGUUGGACUUUUUCUUUUUUCUUCUUUUUUUUUUAGUCAUUUAGCGACUUAGUUAGUGAGUGCAUACAUUUUUUUCACACUGGCC